Epinephelus lanceolatus (giant grouper) is the source of this 1969-nucleotide messenger RNA. RefSeq names its product Bet1 golgi vesicular membrane trafficking protein (gene bet1). The record is from RefSeq and is a predicted model, not a curated record. NCBI's taxonomy places the organism in Eukaryota, Metazoa, Chordata, Actinopteri, Perciformes, Serranidae.
GUCCUCGCCGGCCACCGUAUGAUGUCGUGGCGUUUGCUGAUGUACACGGAGUUUCCCCUCUUACCCGCUCAUCAUUAGCUGUGAUUUCUGGCUUAUUUAGUCUGAAUUUAUUUCCUUACACGUUACAUAAACCACCGGACAGUGUUACCUUAAGCGGUUCAAGAUGAGACGCGCCGGUUUGGGUGAAGGAGGUGCUGGGAAUUAUGUAGCAAGUGGAUACAGUGUGUAUGAAGAGGAAAAUGAACACCUACAGGAGGGACUGAGAGCUAAAGUCAACGCUUUGAAGAGUCUGUCUAUCGACAUCGGAACGGAAGUGAAAUACCAGAAUAAAAUGCUGGAUGACAUGGACACAGACUUUGACUCAACAGGCGGCCUGCUUGGUGCCACCAUCGGCAGAGUCAAGCAGCUGUCAAGAGGCAGUCAGACCAAACUGCUGUGCUACAUGCUGCUCUUCUGCUUGUUCGUCUUCUUUGUCCUGUACUGGUUCAUCAAGCUGAGGUGAUAGGAGGACUCUGUUGGGACUUGGCCUCUGAACUCCACAUCUUCAUCCCCAGUCUGUGCCACACCCAUGCAUCUCAAAACUAGACCCACAUGAUGCUGACGAGAAAAGGCAAGGAUUUGUUUUUAGGUGUCUCAGCUUUUCAUGUGCCCACGUCGUCUCUGAGUACUUCAUAGAAUGACCCCAAAACUGAAUCAGGAAAGGAAUCCUACUGAUGUAAUGUGAUGGAAUCCCUAAAAGUAAAACUCGGUCUGAGAUGACUGACCAUGUGAAGUAGUGUAUAUAAGGAUGUAGACACUGCCUGUAUAUGUAUACACACUUAUUAGCAGCCCAAUUUACCUAGAUGGAAAGAUGAGGCAUAAUAUUAAACAUUUAACAACUAUAGACGAUAUUACUGUGUCAAAAACUUUAUUCCAGUUGUGGGCACAUUAUAUGAUAAUGUGGGAGUGAUGAAAUGGCAAUCAGUCGAUACAGACCAAGUUGUGUUAAAACUGAUUAAGUUAUAUAAUGCUAGUUCAAGCUAAUAAUUUAGUGUGUUAUUACAGCAUUUGGCAUCCAUACAAAAUUAUAGCAGUGUCUACAUUGUUUCAUCUUCGUUGUAAAAAAUGUUUUUUAAUGUAAAUAAACAAAUUUUAUGCUCUGACUCGACCAGUGUAAGUAUCUGUUUUCUACACACAUACAAGUAAUGUGUCAAAAAAAAUCAAACUGACCAGUUUUUUACUAGGUUUUAUAAAUUUGUCAGCGAACACACAAAAAAAUCGCAGUUUUUGCUGGAUAUUGUUUUUACAUAAGUCAUUUUUAUACACAUUAUUUAACUUCGUCUAUUAAAAACUAUAUAUAUUUAUUCUUUAAAGAAGCAGUGUGUAGGAUUUAGGGGUAUCUGUUGGCAGAAAUGGAGUAUGACAUCCAUGAUUAUGCUUUCAUGAGUGUAUAAUCACCUGAAACUAAGAAACACUAAGAAGCAACAUCUCCGCAUGCCUUGAGAGGGCUAUUAAUUUAGUUGCAAUCUGCAACCUCACCACUAGAUGGCACUAAAUCCCACACGCUGCUCCUUUAAGAGAUGUUUAAAUGAACUUGUUAUAAAUUACAUAACAGUAAAAUUCAACUGUAGGCUGUUCACAUUUGUAAGGUCAUCAACAACAAAAACACGUGCCUCAUUAUUCUGUUUGAACAGCUUAAGAGAUUCAUAUGGACCACAUGCAGUAUUGUUAGAACAACCACAGACAAAAUGCAAAACCGUCUAACUUCCUUGUAAAGUCAAGAUUUUCAACAUUAGGACUGCACUUAGGUGAUUUAUGUUUAGCAAUUCAUUGUGAAUGAUUAGCACAUAAUCAGCAGCAUUGUGACAUCUGUCCCUGGGUCAGGUGUUGAUGACAUCACGGCUUGGGUAGUGUGUCCAUGUACUUGCAGAUGAUUCCCAGCAUGACCUCAUCAGCGCCUCCACCAAUCGAAAUUAACCUGGCAUCUCUG